This is a messenger RNA of Candidula unifasciata, 294 nucleotides long. The record is from the annotation of a GenBank genome assembly. NCBI's taxonomy places the organism in Eukaryota, Metazoa, Mollusca, Gastropoda, Stylommatophora, Geomitridae.
AUGGAGGAAAAGUUGAAGAAAGGAGAAAUUAGCUCCAAGUCUGCUUCAAGUUUGCUAGCCAUGAAAUGGUCUGAUAAACGUGAGGUAUGGAUGCUGACAACAUGUCACAAUUCAGAUACGGUAGCAACAGGGAAAACGGAUUGGAAAACUGGGCUAAAUAUUGUGAAGCCAAAGAGUGUUGUGGACUACAACAAAUGCAUGGGUUCAGUAGACCGUACUGACAUGCUUCUUAGUUCAAUUGAGUCUAUUAGAAAAACUGUGAAAUGGUACAAAAAGCUUUUUCCCACGUGUUAG